Molecule: messenger RNA, 2870 nt
Organism: Elaeis guineensis (African oil palm)
Lineage: Eukaryota; Viridiplantae; Streptophyta; Magnoliopsida; Arecales; Arecaceae
Product: phosphatidylinositol 4-kinase gamma 7
Source: RefSeq, a predicted model, not a curated record
GAUGGUCGCUACUUGCUGGGGGUGUUAAAAGGAGAGAAGAUUCGGAGGGAGCGAGCGAGUGAGAGUGAGAGAUCCAGGGGUGAUGCAAUCUGAGCCGUUGGCUCGACCACGUGAUUGGAUCCGUGCCGUCGAUCGCAGUCGUCGUCUCGUCGCUGACGGGGAAGGCGGUCGGUGUUCCUUCGCUCGCGCUUGGCCUGCUUCCUGACCAGAUCUGCGACUCUGGUGAAUUGGAUUCGGAAUCGUCUCGUGUUUAGUUCUUGUGAAGUGGUUCAGUUCAUUUGAUUCAUCCAUCAUCCAAAACGAUGGCUUCUCCACUGUAGGGGAAGCACGCGAUCACCUACACUUCCAUCUGAUGGUCAUUAUCUGAUGGCAGUAUAGUUGAUACAUGAUUGAUGGCGCUCCAUAUCUUCCUCUCUUCAUAACCACGUCAGCCUUGGUGUUUGGCGUGUGCUUGAGGGAGAAGAGAAGGAAGAAGAGGAGCCUUGGUGAUAAUCUCUCAACCCCCUCUUCCCUAUUCCAUGUCUCCUAACUUGGACAGCCCUGUCCAGACCCAGAUGGCAGUUGCAGUUUUCAACCGCACUCUCAGCAGUGAAUGCCAUGGGAACAAGAAAAGUGAGGGAAAGCCUGCAGGAAGGAGACGUGUGUUCGUCCAAACUGACACCGGCUGUGUCGUGGGUAUUGAACUGGAUCGUGGAGACAAUGCCCACACUGUAAAGAGGAGGUUGCAAUUGGCUCUUAAUGUGCCCAUUGAGGAGAGCUCACUUACAUUUGGUGAUCGAGUGUUGAAAAAUGAUCUAAUGGGAGUUCGGAAUGAUUCCCCAUUACUUCUCACGAGGAAUUUUCUUCACAGGAGUUCUUCCACCCCAUGUCUCUCCCCAACUGGAAGGGAACACCAGCAGAGAGAUCAGAGUGGGCCAAUUGAAAUAUUAGGGUGCUCAAGCCAAUGCUCACGAACAAAACAGCUUGUUAAGGAUGCAGUCAAAGCUAUUAAAAGUGGUGUUGAACCCAUCCCUGUUCACAGUGGGCUUGGGGGUGCCUACUACUUCAGGAACAGCAGAGGGGAGAGCAUUGCUAUCGUGAAGCCUACGGAUGAGGAGCCAUUUGCACCAAAUAAUCCGAAAGGUUUUGUUGGGAAAGCCCUUGGCCAACCAGGCCUGAAAAGAUCAGUGCGGGUUGGUGAGACAGGGUUUAGGGAGGUUGCUGCAUACCUCCUGGACUAUGAUCAUUUUGCCAACGUUCCCCCAACAAUCCUUGUAAAGAUAACCCACUCAGUCUUCCAUGUGAAUGAUGGGGUCAACUAUGCAAAUGGUAAGGCUCAUGACAGGUCUCAAGCUGUCAGCAAGAUUGCAUCAUUUCAGCAGUUUAUCCCUCAUGACUUCGAUGCUAGUGAUCAUGGGACCUCUAGCUUUCCUGUUGCAGCUAUACACAGGAUUGGUAUGCUUGAUAUUAGAAUCUUCAACACAGACAGACAUGCUGGGAACCUUCUAGUGAGGAAGCUUGUAGGUGGAACUGGUAGAUUUGGGGCUCAGACAGAACUCAUUCCAAUAGAUCAUGGUCUCUGCCUGCCAGAGAGCUUGGAGGAUCCUUAUUUUGAAUGGAUCCACUGGCCACAGGCAUCAAUACCUUUCUCUGAGGAUGAGCUUGAGUACAUUGCUAAUCUUGAUCCAGUUAGAGAUUCUGACAUGCUUCGAAUGGAGCUGCCUAUGAUCCGUGAAGCAUGUCUAAGGGUUUUGAUCCUUUCUACAAUUUUUCUCAAGGAAGCAGCAGCGUUUGGGCUUUGCCUGGCAGAAAUUGGUGAGAUGAUGAGCAGGGAGUUCAGGGGUUUGGAAGAAGAGCCUAGCGAGCUGGAGGUUGUGUGCAUUGAGGCAAGGAGGUUAGUAGCUGAAAGAGAGGUAUUUUCUCCAGGAGCUGAACCAGUAGAUGAAGAUGUAAUACAGUUUGACAUUGAUUGUGAAGAUGCUGAACCAGUGAUGCCCAAAACACCACCAUCCUACAAUUUUGGGUUCAAGGGAGGGUGUUCCAGAAGCCUGCUUUCAAAAUUAGAUGAGAGCUUGGAAGAGGAGGAAAACAAUUAUAACAAUGAAAAGAGCAAUGUGGAAGAAGUUACUUGCUUUCUGCCUGCUUGCCAUCGGUUUCCAAAUGUUUCAAAGCUGUCCACAUCAUUGAAGGGUGUGAGCCUUACUGAAAAAACUCCACAAUAUCUAGGUCGUGUUCCAAAAGGGAAUGAUACUACAGUUAAAACUAACAAUAGUGGCAGUGGACUUCGGAGUGGGAGCAGGAGCGCAAAGGAGCAGUUGCCUGCAAGUGCGAGCUUUGUGAAUCUGGCAGACAUGGGAGAGGAAGAGUGGGGGUUGUUCCUCGAGAAGUUCCAGGAGCUGCUGUAUGGUGCGUUUCAUGGCCGGAAGUGUGGAGCUGCUGGCCAGAGGCAAUGGCAGAGGCUGGGUGCUUCUUGCCAGUUUUGAGUAAGAGGUUAGACUUAAGAGAAUAGAGAGGAUACGUGUCUGUGGGUUGCAGUUGUUUGUUGUGCCCUUUCUAGGUGUAAAGAAUGGAGAAGGGGGUUUUGAGAAUAAGACCGUCAUGGUUUGGGGCUGGCAAGAGGGUGAUUUGUGUACAAGGGAUGAGGUGGAGGUGCUUCUGCAGGUGGUUGUGCUUUUGUAUGUAUCUUUCAGGUCUUGGUUAACUAUCAGUUAUGGGAAGGAGGAGGCGAGUGUGAUUGCCUGCCCUUUUUUACCUCUCAUUUUAUGCCUUCUUAGGAGUUGUUAUUAACAAUAAACAAUUAGAAAAGUUAUGUACAUCUGCUUAUAUAACUUUAGGAUGCUACUUUAGUCUGUUAUUUUUUAUUAUAUAUGGAUGUGUUAGUGUUGGUCUAU